Homo sapiens (human) is the source of this 10073-nucleotide messenger RNA. RefSeq names its product Rho guanine nucleotide exchange factor 3 (gene ARHGEF3). The coding region runs from base 6547 to 8223 and encodes 558 amino acids. NCBI's taxonomy places the organism in Eukaryota, Metazoa, Chordata, Mammalia, Primates, Hominidae. Gene Ontology annotation, molecular function: guanyl-nucleotide exchange factor activity. The transcript has 13 exons. The record is from RefSeq and is a predicted model, not a curated record. Gene Ontology annotation, biological process: regulation of small GTPase mediated signal transduction; intracellular signal transduction. Gene Ontology annotation, cellular component: cytoplasm; cytosol.
UCGUGUUACUCCCUGGCUUUCAAGAGUCUCCACAGCUGACCACAGUUGUCCAUAGUUGUCCACAGCUAUUCAUGGCCCUGGGGCUUACAUCCUUGCUCCCUUCUGUGGUGUUCACAGCCUUUCCUUCCCACUCUGGCCCCAGCCUGUCUGCCCAGCCUCUAACCAUGGUGGCUUUUCCCCCACCAUUAUACUUGGACCUCAGACCACCUGUAGUGUCCCUCAGUCAGUCAACAACUGACCCCCCAAUUCAUCCCCCCAGUUCUCUCUCUUUCUCUCUUUCUUUAUCUUUCUCCCCACUACCCCUGUACUGUGUGCCCUGGGGCUCAGCCAUAGGCAGCAUAGAGCUGCCCUGCUCUGUGGCCUUGGCCUUCCAGGGUGGAAGCAGGAAACCCAAUUUAGUUUUGAUAGUCCUGAGAGUAGAGAGUGAGAAGAACAGCAUUUAGGGGAGGGAACAACCUGUGGGAAGGCCCUGAGGCAAACUUGGGAGGAAGAUUUGUAUUUUUAGGGUUGUGGGAAACCCUUGCAGAGGUUUAAGCCAAGGAAUGACUUGGCCGAUUGGGCUUGUAUUUUCAAUACUGCAGGUGGUAAUGGAGAACGUGUUAGCAGCAGGGGCUGAGAGAAGGGAGUGGAAGGAGAAGGGUCAGGCCUUAGUUGCUGAUUGGACCUACAGGGUAAGAUGAGAGAAGGAUGGAGGACACCUUGCAGGUCUCUGGAUUCAAAAUCUGGGUGGAUAAGGGUGUUCUGAGCCUGAGCCUCAGGAGGAGAGGGGCUGAGAGUGGAAAGAGCAAGUCCUCUGGCUGCCAGGGCUCACAUCCCAGCCCCUGCAGUUGUUGCUGUCAAUCCCUGACCCUCACUAUCCUCAUCUGUAAGAUGGGGAUUAAUGUAGUGCCCUUGCAGGGUCCUGCGAAUGUGGACGAUGCUGACAGCAGUCAGGGGGCUGCACCUAGUGGGUGCUGGGCAGGGGCACAUCUUUCCCUUCUUGUGCCAAGAAGCCACCCUCCAUUCCCCCAGAGCUAGUUUCUCUGUUGGAAUUGCCUUCCCAGCCAUCAUAGUUUCUGAUUUCUCCUCUUGUCAGGCUUUGCUUUUGUUUCCCUACUGGAUUCUGAGCCCCUUGGAACUCCAAUUCUAGGUAGUAAAGCCUAGACAUCUGCAUUUCUGAGCAAUUCCCCAGGUGAACUCAGCUGCUUAGAACAUUCUGCAUCCCUGUAGGGCUGGAGCUGUGUCUUCUUAGAGCCAGACACAUACGCAACCCUGGAAUGAAUGAACCACUAACAACCGUAUGGUCUCACAUCUCCCACAGAUAAACCCAGCAGGCUGGACUGCUCCAGUUUCGAGAGCAGCCCAGUCACCUGGGAGGGAUUUUAAUUUUAUUAUAUUUUUUUCUUAUUUGUUUAUUUAUUGGAGUCAGGGUCUCACUCUGUCGCCCAGGCUGGAGUGCAGUGGCCCAAUCAUAGCCUACGGCAACCUCGGACUCCUGGGUUCAAGCAGUCCUCCCACUUCAGCCUCCUGAGUAGCUGAGACUACAGGCAUGCAUCACCAUACCUGGCUAAUUUUUUAGUUUUUGUAGAGAUGGGGUCUCACUAUGUUGCUCAGGCUGGUCUCGAACUUCUGGCCUGAAGUGAUCCUCCUGCCUCAGCUUCCCAAAGUGCUGGGAUUACAGGCAUAAGCCACCGUGCCCGGCUCCUGGGAGGGAUCUUUAAAGUUCAGAUUCCCAGACCCAGCCUUGGCAAGUCUGUUUCAGAAGGUCUGAGCUGAGCAGAGCAUGAUUCUCUGCUUGGAUGAUUCUACCCAGCCAUGUCAGAACACCUGUAGGCUCUUAACGCUGUGUGUCCUCCUAGCUCUGACAUCCUCGUCCUCAGCCACAGGCCCUGGCAUGUCCUGCCAUGCUGGGUGAAGUUGGUUUUCUUGGUGCCAGGUCACCAGGUGGGGUUUCUGGGUAGUGGCAAUGGCUGUUCCCCUCCUGCAAUUAGCAGGAGUUAAAAUGUCUGGGUUCUGAACUUGUGUGUCUCUGCUGCCACCAGUAAUUACACAAGGUCAAGUAGGUUUAUGAUAGCUGAAAUUCUAACAGUUUGGGGGCCUGUGUCCCCAAUUCGCUUUGGUUUGUGGUCUCAUUCUCCCAGCCAGCCUUAAGGAGGAGGGGGGCGUGGGGCACAGCUGCUCCUACCCCGAGAGCACACAGAGCUCAAGUGCCAGGCUUUGCCUCCGGAAGCAUCUGUCUAUUUCCAUUGUCUGCCUCUCCUUGGACACAGAAGAAUGAUUAUAACCAAAUGGAGGGGUCCUCCUUCACCCGAUCUCCCUGCACAUUUCCAGAUGGCUUUUGUAGAAGUUGUAGUCUUGCUCUUGAUGUGCAAAUCUGUUGGGUAAUAGAGGUCUCAUCGUGCUGGAAGAAGUGCCUCCCCAGUUAAUUCUCCUCCACCCAAGCAGUCAGUGAAGGUUCAGCAGCUGGCAGAAUGGAAAUUGAUGGUGGACAUGUGACUUGACUGGCUGAGCUCCAUAAUGCUCAUUCCUCAUUGUCAUUUCUCAUGUGCACUGUGGGUGUGUGUCUCUUGGACAAGAGGAUUGUGGUCUGGAAUCCUGGAGGGAUCUUGCAAAGCAGAUCCAGAUCUUGGUGUAUGGAGUUAGGGCGGGGUGGUGGUGGUGCUGGAUGGAGUGGGAGGGAAGACCUGGAUCCUCUGAAGGCCAGCGCGUGUCUGGGCCAGCAGGAAGGGGCUGAAGUGCGUGAAGGCUCAUCCAAGGGUUACUAUCAGUCAGGUCACUUUCUCUGUGACUGUGGCUGAGCUUUACUGCCUCUGGAGAUCCACAUGCCUGUACAAUCUUGCCUUCUGGGUGGGUCUGUAAUUGUUCCUCAUGGGUAUUUUAGUAAUGUCUGGAUGUAUCUUUCCCCCACUUCUUCUCACCCUCCUGUUUGCUCAAGCAUCCCAGCUCCGGAAGGCUUCAGAUUCUAUCUCCUGCUCCUUUAACCCAGCUGCCCUGGGUUCACUUCAUUCCAACAGAGGUCUCCUCUCUUACAUCCAGCUCCCAAAAUCGACAGCAUUGAAUACAACGCUGACUCUGAAACUUGCUCACUGGGGGAUCUCCAAAAGGCUUUUUAACUUCUCCAAGAGACCCUCUGCUUUCCCAUCUUUUUUGGUUUGUUUUUAUAAAGGAGGAAAGGACACUGACCUUUGCAUGGCACUGUGCUGGGCUCUUUGCUUACACUGCUUCAUUGGAUCUCCAUAAUAGUCCCAUGAGAUGGACACCAUUACGACCCCUGCUUUCUAGUUGGGGAAACUGAGGCAUAGAGCAGUCCUUUCCAAGAUCUUAUAGCUGCUAAGUAGCAGAGGUCGAAUGAAUUUAAGUCCCAAUAGUUUCACUUUGUUGUUGUUGUUGUUUUUGAGACGAAGUUUUUUUUUUGUUUGUUUUUGUUUUUGUUUCUGUUUGAGACGGAGUCUUACUUAUUCUGUCACCCAGGCUGAAGUGCAGUGGCAAAAUCUCGGCUCACUGCAGCCUCCACCUCCCGGUUCAAGUGAUUCCCCUGCCUCAGCCUCCUGAGUAGCUGGGAUUCCAGGCUCAUGCUACCACGCCCAGCUAAUUUUUGUAGUUUUAGUGGAGACGGGGUUUCACCAUGUUGGCCAGAUUGGGCUUGAACUCCUGACCUCAGGUGAUCUGCCCACCUUGGCUCCCAAAGUGCUGGGAUUACAGGCGUUAGCCACCACACCAGGUCCCAGUAGUCUAAUUUUGGAACCCCAGGCCUCCAUUGGCUUUCUCUGUUGUAAAUGUUUUUGCAAUAUAGAUGUUUUAAUAGCUUAUGUAAAAUCUUGUCAUUGUGUAAUUAUGGUAUUAUGGAAUCACAUUUCUCUUGCAUUUAGUUCAUGUAAACGAAACUAGAAUCUCUUAGGAAAAAAAGAGAAAAACAGCAGUUUAAUCUCACUGUUCCACUUAAUGAGUGUAUAUUCUGAAGGAUACAGGAGAUUGGGGGUGGUGAAUCUGCUGGACUCCCUGUACAGGCCCCACAUUCGGAGCACUUCAACCAGGGCAGCUCUGUGUGUGAGUCUGGGGGUUAGAGGUGUGUGUUUUCCUUUGGCUCUGACCACCAACUUUACCUGCAGUGCAGCUGAACACACAGUCACCUGCUCUAGCACUGUAGGAGAACCGAGUUGUGUUCCUCCAGAGAGGGUGAGCAGCUCACUAAGAUGCAUCUUCCUGAGGGGUUUUCCAGGGGAAUUUUGAACUCUGCAGGAUUUUCCCACUAACUUUAGAAUUCGCCCUCCAGUGUCAGAAGGCUGAGCUUCGUCCUCCCUUUUGCAGGGUCUUUCUCAGCUGACAUUUGGGUCAGAGCACAGAGAUGGAGCUAAGAUUGAGCCAGAGAGUUUUGUUUUGUAGGGGAGUUGGGCUGCAUAUUUACUCAGGUGCCAGAACCUAUGAGAUAUUGGAAGUUUGGGAGGUCUGGACCCGGGAGUCAGACAGACCCAGCUGUUCAACCCCUAUUGUCCGGUUCCAACUGCUGGACCUUGGCCAGGUUGCUUAAAGCUGUAGUUUAUUUCGUUCUCGAAAAUGUGGAUAACAAUGUGCACAUCUCUGGGAUCUUGUGUGAAUUUGCAGUUAGAGAACAGGUCCUUGAUAUAUCUUGGUCAUCUGUGCCCCUUAACUAGAGCCUCAUAGAUUUCAGUGAAUUGUAAAUUGUCUCUAAGUGGCUAGCUAGGUAUAAUUUCAUAAAGCAUUAUUUAGAAUUGGGCUUCUAAGAGAGCUCACCUUAUUUUUUUCUGCAUUUUGAAGCACUCUGGGCAUGAAGUAUGCUGUACUUAAGCAUUUGUCCUUGCAAGUAAUGAAUGAUAACGAGACAAACCAGACUUUGAGCUGAGUUAGUGAGUGUGAUGUGUGUUGAUUCUAUGAAGCUCAUUUAAACAAAUGCCCUGUUUGGUGCAGGAUCAGGUCAGAAAAUCUUUCGCUGCCCAAGGGAUCCAGUUUUAACCUCAAUUAGAAAAACUGGCACAAGACCAUUUCUAGGGCCAUUUUGCAUGUCUGCCACUUCCCUUUGGGACCUCUGUUUGGGGGAGAACGUUCUUGGUUUUUGUGCUUCUGCCCUGGUUCUUAAGGUCACUAGCUCUGUGGGCAAAUCUGUGCUUUCUGUGCCUAGGUUUCCUCUUCUGUGAGGAGAUAAGAGUUCCUGACAACAUUGCUGAGUGGGUUGAGCAUUUGAAGCCCUCAGCAGGGUGUCUGGCAUAUGAAAAGGCCUCUAUUGCCAUUGCUUGUGGUGAGGAGGAGGACAAUGAUGACAAUGUGACAUAGACAACCCAUUGCUGGGUCCAUGCCUAUCAUACAGUAGGCAGCACAGAAUGGGGGACCCCAGUCCUGCUCUGACCACUGUGUCCUGUUCCUUCCUACCUUUGGGUCCUCCAUGAAUCCAUAAGCAUGCUCUCUGUCCAUCAACAAAAACAUACUGAGUGUCCAUGAAAGGCAUUACUGAAGAGACCCAGAGAGAGACAGGCUGACAGUAGUAGUUUGUUUUUUGUUUUUUGUUUUGAGACAGAGUUUCGCUCUUAUCACCCAGGCUGGAGUGCAAUGGUGCGAUCUCAGCCCACUUUAACCUCCGUCUCCUAGGUUCAAGCGAUUCUCCUGCCUCAGCCUCCCCAGUAGCUGGGAUUACAGGUGCCCGCCACCACGCCCAGCUAAUUUUUGUAUUUUUAGUAGAGAUGAGGUUUCACCCUGUUGGCCAGGCUGGUCUUGAACUCCUGAGUUCAGGUGAUCCAUCUGCCUCGGCUUCCCAGAGUGCUCGGAUUACAGGUGUGAGCCACCACGUCCGGCCAAUAGUUUUAUGUAAAGCAAGGUUUUAAAACUUUUUUGUUCCAUUGGAACCAUUUGACAGUAUGAGAACUCCUCCAAGAACCCUAGCAUAUAAAUCAUAAUAAAAGAUGAGAUGCCCUGGUUGAAAUUGGAAUACCUUUUGGCCUAAAGACAGGCAUCCUGGAACCAGGCAGGGGUUGACCGCUUGUGGUAUCCCCACCAAGCCUCGUAUCCUGGGAUCUGGGAUCUGAUUUUCAACUGGGAAGACUAGAGACUUGUGAUAUGACCUUGAGGACUGACUAACCUUCUCCCCAAACCUCCCCAAAUGAACAUGUGAUGGAGACCAUGCCCACAGUACCAGCUUGUACAUAAGCAGUGAAAACUGGAACUGGUACUCAGUCUAUCCAUGUAAUUAAGCCACAGGGGCAGCAAGCACCAAACCUGUAGGCUGCCUGGUGGGAGUGGAGUUCAAAAUACUUGUUGGAGCAAGUACGAUGCUGUCAUUAGCCUGUUGCAUCCAUUUCAUCACUGGGGUAUCUUGACACUGUGUUUAGAAAUACAAGUCCUUGUGUCCCCAGCAUGCAUCUUCCUUUGAGGGAUAGUGACUUACGGACUCGGCUGGGUACUGUGCAGCUUUGCCUCUUGAUGCCUUCUUUUCCUGUGAUUCUCGAAUGGCCAACCCCCCCAAGUGGACCACUUUAUUGCUUCAGCUGGUGGUGAUGCCUCCAUGGCGCGGGUGUCCUGAUUCCACAGCAGGAGACCUGAGCCUGCCAUACUGAGUCUAUGGACAGUUCCACAGCAAUGAAUCAAUGCAGCUGUAGAGGAAUGGAAGAAAACAAGGAAAGGCCUAAACGGCAGCGGCAAAACAACUUUCCCAUGUUUCCCUCUCCUAAAGCCUGGAAUUUCAGAGGGCGAAAACGGAAACAGAGCACCCAAGAUGAAGAUGCUGUUAGCCUUUGCAGUCUCGACAUAAGUGAGCCUAGUAAUAAACGGGUCAAACCCCUUUCCCGAGUCACGUCGCUAGCAAACCUCAUCCCGCCCGUGAAGGCCACGCCAUUAAAGCGCUUCAGUCAAACCCUGCAGCGCUCCAUUAGCUUCCGCAGUGAGAGCCGCCCUGACAUCCUCGCCCCCCGACCCUGGUCCAGAAAUGCCGCCCCCUCGAGCACGAAACGGAGAGAUAGCAAGCUGUGGAGUGAGACCUUCGAUGUGUGCGUCAAUCAGAUGCUUACAUCCAAGGAAAUCAAACGUCAGGAGGCGAUCUUUGAGCUUUCCCAAGGAGAAGAAGACUUGAUAGAAGACUUGAAAUUAGCAAAAAAGGCCUAUCAUGACCCCAUGCUGAAACUCUCCAUAAUGACAGAACAAGAGUUGAAUCAAAUUUUUGGAACACUGGACUCUCUAAUUCCUCUACAUGAAGAGCUCCUUAGUCAGCUUCGAGAUGUUAGGAAGCCUGAUGGCUCGACUGAACAUGUUGGUCCCAUCCUCGUGGGCUGGCUCCCUUGCCUCAGCUCCUAUGAUAGCUACUGCAGCAAUCAAGUAGCCGCCAAAGCUCUGCUGGACCACAAAAAGCAAGAUCACCGAGUCCAGGAUUUCCUACAGCGAUGUUUAGAAUCCCCCUUUAGCCGCAAACUAGAUCUCUGGAAUUUCCUCGAUAUUCCAAGAAGCCGCCUGGUAAAAUACCCUCUGCUUCUCCGAGAAAUCUUGAGGCACACACCAAAUGAUAAUCCAGAUCAGCAGCACUUGGAAGAAGCUAUAAAUAUCAUUCAGGGAAUUGUGGCAGAAAUCAACACCAAGACUGGUGAAUCUGAAUGCCGCUAUUAUAAAGAGCGGCUUCUUUACUUGGAAGAAGGCCAGAAAGACUCCCUGAUCGACAGCUCUCGAGUCUUGUGUUGUCAUGGUGAACUGAAGAACAAUCGGGGCGUGAAACUGCAUGUUUUCCUGUUCCAAGAAGUGCUUGUGAUCACUCGAGCCGUCACCCACAAUGAGCAGCUUUGCUACCAGCUGUACCGUCAGCCAAUCCCCGUGAAAGACCUCCUGCUGGAAGACCUCCAGGAUGGAGAAGUGAGGCUGGGUGGCUCCCUGCGAGGGGCAUUCAGCAACAAUGAGAGAAUUAAAAACUUCUUCAGAGUCAGUUUCAAAAAUGGAUCCCAAAGUCAGACCCACUCGCUACAAGCCAAUGACACUUUCAACAAACAGCAGUGGCUUAACUGUAUUCGUCAAGCCAAAGAAACAGUUUUGUGUGCUGCCGGGCAAGCUGGGGUGCUUGACUCCGAGGGAUCGUUCCUAAAUCCCACCACCGGGAGCAGAGAGCUACAGGGAGAAACAAAACUUGAGCAGAUGGACCAAUCGGACAGUGAGUCAGACUGUAGUAUGGACACGAGUGAGGUCAGCCUCGACUGUGAGCGCAUGGAACAGACAGACUCUUCCUGUGGAAACAGCAGGCACGGUGAAAGUAACGUCUGACAGAAGCAUGUGCACUUCGGGAAGCAGGCCUGCAUCUUACCUGUACAGUAUUUGCAUUCCACAGAUGGAACGGUUUGGAGAAGCACUUUUUCAUACUUUUGUGAAAGUAUACAUGUUGGCCCAGUCUCUCGUAUCUGUACCUUUGUCCCUAGUACUGUAACUGCCAAUCUGUCUGUGUAAGCUGGAAUCUGUGGCAACUAUUACCCUGUGUUGUAUUUCCCAAGUGUCUGGAUGGAUGGAGAGGUACUCAAACAAGUUACUUUCAGUUGUCCUGCUGGAUUUUAAAAAAAUAGAAAAAGAAUCUCAAAACUACUGUUUUACAUAGAUUGUUUGAAGAGUCCUUCCUCUUGUGCUUCUGUACCACUUUCCCAGCUCUUAGAUGUGGUAGCUAAAGGCACGGAAUUUAGACGGCCUUGUAAAUAGGGCAUGAGGAACUCAUCUGUGUAUUGGGAUGGUAUUAGAGAGAGAAUCAGGAAAGACCAACUCAUGAAGUGAACUUGGUUUGAUCUUACUCAACUAGAAAGCUUGAAAACAUCCCUGGGGAUUCUGAAGGCUUAAUUUUGCAAAGGAGGAUGCAUUGUCUGAACUUUGCAACUUCAUCCAGUGCAAGUUUGAUGCAAGAAUGUAUUAGGACAUAAAAUAGAGGCUGACCUUAAAAGGGCCAGGACAGAAGCGGCUGCCAGCUCUGAAUCUUUAACUGAAAUGCACAUGGCACCAGGAGGUGUCUCUCAUAGUUGGUUGCUAGCCUAAAACAUCAGAAUAGAACCCAAAGGGCUUAGGAAGGCCUGCCAGGAUAACAAGAAGGCCCUGUAUUCAUUGUGUUUCAUCUGCCUAGGCCUACUCAUUAUUUUAGAGAAUGAAUGAAGCAACAAGGAAGAGAGACCAUGACUCUAUCGAUGACACUGUUUAUAGAAACACAGGAGAGGAAGAAUUUGGAAUGAAAAGCACUUCGUCAGAACCUUCUGUGGGAGCCAUUGAGAGAAAAGCAUGGUCCAGUGCCUUCUGAGAAAGGCCAGAGCUUUGGGCUUUCCUGCUCUGCUUUUGGGUCGUCAAUUUGCCAUCUCUGGUUCUGUGCUAUAAUCAGAAUUGUAAUUAUGUUCUCCAGAGGCCAAUUUCAUUAACUCUGAUUAAUUAGAAUCAGCUAGCCAGAUUAGUAACCUCUUUGUCCAGCCUUGAUUUACAGUGCAGGGUAAAGUGCAGACCUUAAAAACAGCUAAGUACCUAGAAGAGCUCCCUGCAAGUGUAAAUAUUAAGGAUGACCUGUGCAAAAUUAUACCCACACCAGCACUAGUGGUAAUUAUUCUAAAUUAUUGCCAAAAAGUUUUUUUUAAUCUGUCUUUCAAGUUUACAGAAAAGAAAGCAGUAAAUGCAUUGAUGUCAUUUUAUUAUGUACAUAUAUCAUGUGCAUUCAAGCUGUGUGACAAGAUAUAUCAAUAUAAAAACAAGGUAUAUACUUUAUUAUUUUUUGAAAACAAGGAUAUUGUGAUCAAUUUUACCCUGUAAAACAUAUUUCUGUAUUUAUAGGUCUUAAACAUGAUGAAUUUUUUCUAUUACAAGUUUAUUUAAAACUGCUUUCUCAAGUCGUUAUUGAUACAGCAAGUGAACCUGCUGCAGACAGAAGCAGAGGAAAGCCAAGAACAGCCUUUAUUGGUGAAGAAAAGAAUGAAUGAUUCUUUGUAGGCGCCAUCAGCCACUUUUAGAAGCCAUCAGCCAGUGUGUUGGGAAAAGAGGUUUGUCAAGUGUUGGCCUAUGGGAAGGUGGUCAAUGAAUGUUUUGAUGAAAUGAAUGUUUUUGUAUAAUGGCCUUAAACUUUUCUGGAAGUAUUUCAAAUAAAUUACAUUAUUAAGUCA